ACCGUUGGAUCGGAGAAUUUACGUUCCAACGGCCAUUAGAAUCUUCGCGACCCGAAGCCGUCUCCAACCUUCACAUAGUGUGGCGUUACCUCGCAAAAACCCUAGUGGAGUUUGAGAAGAUCUCGCAGUCGCCGGUCUUCUGUUUCUAAAUGACUGGCGGCCAUUGCUGGAAUUCAGAAGCCAUGUCUAGUGACUUGGGCAUAUAAGGAAGGCUUGGUUUCUACUAUUUUGAAGAUUUUGUGAUUUGAAACUUAUAAUUGUAUGUGUUCAAGACUCUUCCACUCGCCCCUAAUCAUCCUCACCGAAGCCCCAACCCGACCACCCUCAUGGCUCACCUCCUCCCUCUUCCUCUAGCUCACGGCCAAGCCCCUCUCCUUCCCAAACCGCCACUUCCACCUCUCCUCUCCCUCUUCUCUACAUUGGCGCUCCAUCUCUCGACAAGAAUGCAUGACGGAUCCGGAAGUUGAUCACGGAUUCGUUUACGAUUCUCAAGAGGAAGUCGACAUCAUUCAAUCACCGUUCUUCGAUCCCGGAUUUGGGUCCGAAGGUACCGUCGAAGAAUACGUGGAACGCAUUUUCUUUACUUUGGCGGACGUCAUUGAGGAGCAAUAGCUUACAGGAUCGUGGAAGAUCGUAGGACGAUCACCGGUCUCUCCAACUCCGGCCAACUCUCAGUUGAUCAAAACCUCUAGCAUCCUCUGUCUUGCAGUGGCAUCACUGGGCUUGCUUACUUUUGUCCUCCGCUAAACCUACUUCCAAAGAACGAUCGAGAGGGAAACUCUAAGAAUAAAUGGAGCUGGCGUGAAGGGCUCUCAUAUGUGGCGGAGAUUGUCAAGAUUCACAUGAUAUUGUAAAAUAGCCCCACAUUACAGUGUACUUGCCAAACGUAAUGGGUAAAGAAAAGGGCGCUAGAAAGGCUGCUUCAAUCUUUAUCAGAUUAUAUGGUAGUUGGAAGUCAAUUGCAAGAGCUUAUAGCUCUGACUGUGAAACCCUACCAGAAAGUUCCAACCCCGUGAAGCGGAUUUGUCGGAUCAUGUUAUCCUGCCCCAAGAUGGCACUGGAGCAAACCCUAGAUGAUAGUGGCAUCUUGGUUUCUCCGGACAUGGCUGAGGAGGUCCUUCACCGUUUUGAGAAUGCUGGCAUGCUUGCCUACCGCUUCUUUGAGUGGACUCGCAAGCAACAAGGAUAUUCAACCACUGUUCGUGCCUACCAUUCCAUUAUUAGUUCUCUCGCCAAGAUUCGACAAUAUCAGCUUGUUUGGAAUAUUGUUGGCCUCAUGCGCCGUGAGGAAGUCCUCAAUAUUGAAACAUUCUCAAUCAUAAUUCGCAAGUAUGCUAGAGCUCAAAAGGUUGAUGAGGCUCUCUACACCUUCAAUGUGAUAGAGCGGUUUGGCCUAGUACCAAAUCUUGCUGCUUUCAAUAGCUUGCUUGGCGCUUUCUGCAAAUCUAAGAAUGUGAGGAAGGCCCAUGAGGUGUUCAAUCAAAUGCGCCACCACUUCAAACCUGAUGUCAAAACUUACAGCAUUUUACUUGAAGGAUGGGGGCGGGCGCCCAACUUGCCAAGGUUGUGGGAGGUGUUUGAUGAAAUGGCAGAGACAGGUUGCAAAGCCGAUAUAGUUACAUAUGGCAUCAUGGUGGAUGCUCUUUGCAAAACUGGCUCAAUCAUGGAGGCCGUAAAUCUUGUCCGGGAGAUGCCGUCCAGGGGCUGUCCACCAACAUCUUUUAUCUACAGCGUGCUGGUUCACACCUAUGGUGCAGAGCGACGUAUCGAGGAUGCUGUGGAUACCUUCUUGGAGAUGGAGAGGAAUGGGGUGAAGCCAGAUGUUGCUGUGUAUAAUGCUCUGAUCUCAGCCUUUUGCCGGGUGAAUAGGUUCAAGAAUGCUUUAAGAGUUUUAGAAGAGAUGGGAGAGAAGGGCAUUCCACCGAAUUCAAGGACCUGCAAUAUAAUUCUGAGCAGCUUGAUAAGUGCUGGAGAGAAUGAUGAGGCAUAUAGAGUUUUUCGUAGGAUGAUCAAGUAUUGUGAACCUGAUUCAGACACAUAUACUAUGAUGAUAAAGAUGUUCUGUGAGACUGAUAUGUUGAAUAACGCUUUGAAAGUGUGGAGGUACAUGGGAUUGAAGCAGCAUGUUCCGAGCAUGCAUACCUUUUCAGUUCUUAUUAAUGGUUUGUGUGAGAAGGGGGAAGUUGGCCAGGCUUGUGUCUUCUUGGAAGAUAUGGUUGAGAAAGGCAUCAGGCCCCCGGACUCAACAUUUGGGAGAUUAAGGCAAUUGUUGCUGAAGGAAAAAAGAGAAGAUGUUCUCGAGUUUCUCGAAGAAAAAAUUAAGCUUCUGGUCACAGAACCAUUAUGUGAUUGAUGGAUUUUGUAGCUUUGGGAGAUUAAGGCACUGUAAAAGCAUUCAUCUCUGCCAAGUUGUGGCUUUUCAACCAUAGGACUGAUUAUGGUGACUGAUCAUCCCUAUCACCUAUUGAAUGAAGAUGUGGUGGUGUGGAGAGUACACUGCUUACAAGGAUGCUUCAUGUCCAUAUUGGCCAUUUCCUAAUAGUUCUGGGACCAUUGCAGCUCACUGCUUAGUCAGUAACAGCAGAAGAUUGCCCGUGGCAUUAUUUUGCUUAGAGGAAGCACAAUUAUGGCUAUAUCCCAAACAAGCACAUGAACUGUUGAACACAAGCGGCACGUUCAUAUUUAUUAAAGAUGAAAACUUUGUAGAAUAUGCAGUUCACAUGGCAUCAUCAGCUUUUCUUAUUCAGGCCAAGGUUUUCACCUCCAUCAUUUUAUCCACUAGCGCCAUUACCGUCUGUACUCAAGCCAAUCUCCAGUAUGUCAGUCGCACGAAAUUUGAUGCUGAAGGAUGGCGAUUCUUCAUUCCUUAUGGUGGUGAAUUCCCUAUAAAGAUCUUGGAUGAAAGACUAAAGUAUCAAUUAUAUGUGUUUGGGGAAUCUAUUGGGUCAAUUGCAGUUUCCAUGAUCGAUAGGAAUCACAAACCAGAUGCUUUCAGGGACUAAUAUUGGCUGAAAUGGAGGAAAAUUUUUGAAGAGAACAUGGUGGAAUCUGACAAGGUGAUUUUUUUUGUUUUUUGUUUUUGUUGAGGAAGCACUAUUCUUAGGCCAGUGAAAAUCCGGGUCGGCUUAGCAUGCAACUCACACAAAUUUACAUGAGCCAACACUUAAGGUUUUUACUGCUUGCCAAGGGAUUCGAACCAGGGACCUAGGUUUUGCCCAGCCGGUUCUUCACCAUCUGGACAAGCAGCGGUGGAUAUAUUUAAUUCUAGGCUUUUCAAGGAUAUGUUUGGGAUAGCUUUUUCAUUGCUUUAUUUUUCAGAAAGCAAUUACAAUUUCAUUUGGUUGUUGCUUUCUCACAAUUUUUCAUACAAUUUUAUGGUGAAAAGCUGCUUUUUAUAA
Dendrobium catenatum is the source of this 3398-nucleotide messenger RNA. RefSeq names its product pentatricopeptide repeat-containing protein At1g77360, mitochondrial. The record is from RefSeq and is a predicted model, not a curated record. The transcript is spliced from 8 exons. Lineage: Eukaryota; Viridiplantae; Streptophyta; Magnoliopsida; Asparagales; Orchidaceae. Bases 890 to 2353 code for a protein of 487 amino acids. Gene Ontology annotation, molecular function: protein binding.